Messenger RNA from Triticum aestivum (bread wheat), 645 nucleotides. RefSeq names its product VQ motif-containing protein 29. Bases 120 to 452 code for a protein of 110 amino acids. Lineage: Eukaryota; Viridiplantae; Streptophyta; Magnoliopsida; Poales; Poaceae. The record is from RefSeq and is a predicted model, not a curated record. The transcript has a single exon.
GCACGCCCGCCUACAUAUGCAGCGCGCGCGCCCGCCGUGUCUCCUUGUCUGACAGCGCCGGCCGAUCAAGCUCGCUCGCUCGCACCGACGACCAGGAGGAGCUCGAGGAGGACCGGUCGAUGGAGCACGGCGAGGGGAGGCACGAGGCGGCGCUGAGGGCGGUGCAGAGGGCGCCGGCCAAGCCGUGGCGCGGCGCGGGCGCGGCGCCGCCGCCCAGGGUGUACCGGGUGGAGCCCCGGGACUUCCGGGAGCUCGUGCAGAGGCUCACCGGCGCCGGCACGGCGUCGACGGCGACGACGACGCAGGCGCCGGCUCACGCGGCCGCGGCGCACGGGCGCGGGGAGGCCGCCCCCGUGGAGCAGUUCGACUACUCGUCGUGGUUCUCCGCGCCGCUGCUCAGCCCCGCGUCCAUGCCGGCCGGCAUGGACGGACACCAUGGCGCUCUGCUGUAGGAGAGCUGUACGUACUAUGGUCGCCGCUCGCCACUCGGCACUUGUAAAAUCGAGCUGAAUGCCACAGUUCCAUCGCUUCUUCCCUUCUCAUUAUUUUCUUUCGAGGGAUGACACAGGACAGUGCUUACAGUCGUGUACGUAAUUGGGUAUAAUUCUUUAUGCAUAAUAAAUGAAUUAUUAGUUUGCUCUGCAA